This is a messenger RNA of Cutaneotrichosporon oleaginosum, 777 nucleotides long. RefSeq lists its product as uncharacterized. The record is from RefSeq and is a predicted model, not a curated record. Lineage: Eukaryota; Fungi; Basidiomycota; Tremellomycetes; Trichosporonales; Trichosporonaceae.
CUUCGCGCCGGGCGGCAGCAUCGGGGUCGACAACAAGCGCUUCGCGUUUGUGCGGUAGGCCGCGGUCUGUCGCCGCUGACGGCAGCCCCUUCGCGGCCAAAGCGGGCACCGUGCGCUUCGAGCACGGCACGCCCGUCGACGAGUUCUACGACCUGCGCGCGAACACGCGGUGCGCCGCCCCGCCGCCGAGCUGACGCCAGCUGCGUCCUCGAGUCCCAAGUGCUGGCAUACAAGAUGGCAGCGGGCAACCUCUGCCCGGCGCGCAUCGUCCUCCUGACAGACGAAGACAAGUGCGUGCUUCUACGCGACGCUAACCCAGCCCGGCGGUGCCGCACCUCCUCGCCAACGUGUUCGACUGCGCGGUCCUCGCCCCCCUCUCGCCAGCGACGGCGACACCCGCCGCGGCGGCAGCGUACGGCGCCGCACUCCUCGCCCAGGGCGGGGACAUGCCGGGCGUCCGCGCGCUCCUGCACGCGCAGUACGCGCACGCGCACGCCGAGCCGCGCACGCCGCCCGCCCUCGCCGUCCCGACGCCGGGAGUCAGCCAGUUCCCCACACACCCGCCGUCGCCUGCGGCGUCCGAGGCGGGCGACGCGCCCGAGUGGCUCCGCCAGCUCGCGCCCGCGCCAGCGGAUAAGUGGGAAUGUGCGAUCUACGCGGCCAUGAUGCCCGAGUAUGCGCGCGUGCGGUGCGUGUGCGUAGGGAUGGGCUGACGGCAGCGCGAUCGUGGACUCGGGCGUUGUGGCUCCUGGGACGUUUUAGUAGAUAGCAGAGUGG